AUGAGACCUAGACUUCGUUCAAAAACACAGUUCACUGGUCUAAAAUCUGAGGGGCGAUUACGUUUGAAGGACACUGACAAGGCCAAUGCUUCCGCUGCUGAGUUUCAGAAAUCGUUUUCAAAUGAUGAUGAUAGACUGCCGCCAUUUGCACCGCCAUCAACUAUUUACGCAAUGGAUACGUUCCCUUACUUUGAUCCCAAGGGCAUCUAUGAUACCUUGAUCUAUGAUACCUUGGUCGAAUGUUCUGCUCAUCUAUGA
Messenger RNA from Haemonchus placei, 258 nucleotides. Lineage: Eukaryota; Metazoa; Nematoda; Chromadorea; Rhabditida; Trichostrongylidae. The record is from the annotation of a GenBank genome assembly.